AUGUCUGAGGCAGAGGCUCAAGCCCUGGGUCGGGGGCUGCCCCCAGAUGUGCUGGCAGAGCAGGUGGAGUUAUGGUGGUCCCAGCAGCCGCGGCGCUCGGCGCUCUGCUUUGCCAUGGCGGUGGGCCUUGUGGCUGGCUGUGGGGCCGGGGGCGUGGCACUGCUCGCCUCCACCAGCAGUCGCUCGGGCGAGUGGCGGCUGGCCGCGGGCACUGUGCUCUGCCUCCUGGCCCUGCUGGUGCUGGUUAAGCAGCUGAUGAGCUCAGCCGUGCAGGACAUGAACUGCAUACGCCAGCCCCAACAUGUGGCCCUGCUGCGCAGCGGUGGCGGUGCCGAUGCCCUUGUGGUGCUGCUCAGCGGCCUGGUGCUGCUGGUCACCGGCCUGGCACUGGCUGGCCUGGCCACCGCCCCUGCCCCUGCCCGGCCACUGGCCGCCAUGCUGUCCGUGGGCGUUGCCCUAGCUGCCUCUGGCUCACUCUUGCUCCUGGGCCUGCUGCUGUAUCAGGUGGGUGUGAGCGGACACUGCCCUCCCGUCCGCGCAGCCACCCCCUCCAGCCACAGGGAUCACGGCGGCAGUGGCAGCAUCUUCAGCAUCUCAGGACGGCUGUCUGCUGGCCAGCGUCACGAGACCACGUCCAGCAUCGCCAGCCUCAUCUGA
Miniopterus natalensis is the source of this 657-nucleotide messenger RNA. RefSeq names its product transmembrane protein 125 (gene TMEM125). NCBI's taxonomy places the organism in Eukaryota, Metazoa, Chordata, Mammalia, Chiroptera, Miniopteridae. The record is from RefSeq and is a predicted model, not a curated record.